This is a messenger RNA of Symbiodinium necroappetens, 309 nucleotides long. The record is from the annotation of a GenBank genome assembly. NCBI's taxonomy places the organism in Eukaryota, Dinophyceae, Suessiales, Symbiodiniaceae.
AUGGGCAGACUUGCUGGCAACGAGGCAAAAUGGGCCGAGUUGCAAGAGUCCUUCGAUCAGAAUCUGGAGGUCGCGCAGAAUGCCGCAGUUCGUGCGGAACAGAUGGCGACGAAGGCAUCCCUAGGGGCGCAGGAGGUUGCGAAGGAGCUGAUCGCUGAGGCCAAGGACGCCUUACAUGAUCGGAUGAAGGCCUUCGAAGAGCAAGGCCGCGCGCAGCGAGCCGAUCUCGAUGCAGAGCUGCAGGAGUUCCAGCGCCGCCUCAACAUCCAGGACAACGACCUGAAAAGGAGUCGCGAGAAGUCUUCGCAG